Messenger RNA from Sander lucioperca (pikeperch), 1740 nucleotides. Its product is annotated as delta-type opioid receptor-like. Gene Ontology annotation, cellular component: neuron projection; membrane. Gene Ontology annotation, molecular function: neuropeptide binding; dynorphin receptor activity. The record is from RefSeq and is a predicted model, not a curated record. Gene Ontology annotation, biological process: neuropeptide signaling pathway; sensory perception of pain; G protein-coupled opioid receptor signaling pathway. Lineage: Eukaryota; Metazoa; Chordata; Actinopteri; Perciformes; Percidae. The transcript has 4 exons. The coding region runs from base 94 to 1329 and encodes 411 amino acids.
ACAUGCGCACCGCCUCUCCAUCAGUGCGUGUGCACGAGUGUCCGCAAAGCCGCUGUUGCUCCUCUCCGCGCGCAGUACCAUCCAAAAACUUUGAUGAGCUGUAACCUUCCCCAAGGAAACAAAACAACCCGGACUGAGUACAUACAAACAUAUAUAUUUUACAGGUUGCGUCCGCUUAUUUGGGUCUAUCAAGGUGUGAAAAUGGAAAGCACUCCGGUUGAAUUUUUCAAAGAAGACAAUAAGUGCUUUUCUGCGCUGUUGGAAGACUGUCCGGUGAAUUCUUCAGCCUGGGUGUCCGGAUACUCCGAGAGCCGCAAUAUGACCCACGAUGAUAACUGGGAGCCGGAGGGCAUGUCUCCCAUCAUCCCCAUCAUCACUGCAGUCUACUCCGUGGUGUUUGUGGUCGGCUUGUUGGGCAACUGCCUCGUCAUGUAUGUGAUCAUCAGGUACACAAAGAUGAAGACAGCCACCAACAUUUACAUUUUCAACUUAGCCCUUGCUGAUGCCCUCGUCACCACCACAAUGCCUUUCCAGAGCACAGACUACCUGUUGAAUACCUGGCCCUUUGGUGAGGUGGUCUGCAAGGUCUUCAUCUCCAUCGACUACUACAACAUGUUCAUUAGUAUCUUCACCCUCACCAUGAUGAGUGUGGAUCGCUAUGUGGCUGUGUGCCACCCGGUGAAAGCCCUGGACUUCCGCACUCCGAUCAAAGCCAAGAUGAUCAACGUGUGCAUCUGGAUCCUGUCCUCAGCUGCAGGGAUACCUGCUUUUAUCCUGGGUGGCACUCAGACGAAAAGUGACAUAACUGAGUGUGCCUUACAGUUCCCAGAGCCGUACGUGUACUGGGACACACUGAUGAAGAUAUGUGUGUUUGUCUUUGCCUUUGUCGUGCCUGUGCUCAUCAUCACCGUGUGCUACUCUCUCAUGGUCCUGAGGCUGAAGAGCGUCCGAAUGUUGUCCGGUACGCGAGAAAAAGACCGCAACCUGCGGCGGAUCACGCGGCUGGUGGUGGUCGUUGUGGCUGUGUUUGUAGUCUGCUGGACUCCCAUUCACAUUUUUAUCCUGGUCAAGGCACUGGUGAGCAUACCUGAAACCACCGGCAUCAUGGCCGCCUACUUCUUCUGCGUGGCUCUGGGCUACACAAACAGUAGCCUGAACCCUGUCCUGUAUGCCUUUCUGGAUGAGAACUUCAAACGCUGCUUCAAAGACUUCUGCCUCACAGCCGAACUGAAUGGGGAGAAGGUGUCAGGAAGCAAGAAGACCCCCAGCAGUGUCCGUGAGGCCGCUGUUGCCCUGGAGAACUCAGAUGGGACUAGAAAGCCGACAUGACUAGCAGUGGAACUGUCUUCAAUUUCCCACAUUGGAAAAGAAGACUCACAUGACCUAGGCCUAACCCACGUCACAUCUGAAAUGUAGUUUUGACUCUAUUGCAGAAUUCAUUUGUAUUAUCACUUGGGGUUUAAUCAGUGCCACCAUUUAUAUGAUUUAAUUUUAACAGAUCAAAUUAAUUAUAAGUUGUGUUCCACUUUGAUUAUUUUUUCCCCUCAUGGCAGUUGUUAUAAAGAUUGCAUAUUUACUGUAAGUGGAUGUGAAAUUGAAGAUAAUUUGGUUUAAGCAAGUAAAAAGGCCAGUUUGUCUUUAUUUGUCUUUGAUUUUCAAACCAUUCUCUGUCCUGCUAGAGAGUAUAUUAUUAAGAAAGAACUGAACUUAUUAAUAAAGACUAUAAGUCAGUAUAGGCGA